AAGGCGGGUGGUGAAUUUAAAAUGAAGCGAAAUACAAGGUUGCCCAACUUUUACAUUGACACAAUUUUAAGGAGUUUACCAUUGAACAAAAAUCCUCAAAAAGGCGAAGUGGAAAAAUAUAACAACACUCAUACUGGAUGGACACAACCGACACGGGAAUAUACCGGAGUCGCACAUCAAGUACAAUCUCCGGCAGCACAAAGCAAGAUAGACAUAACCAGUUUUAACUUGCAACUGCAUUUGUUUGCGCAGAGCAUUCUGCAAUGGCGACAGCUAUACCCCAGCGGCCCGCGGGAAUAUGGUGACGCAUAUCCCGCACAGAAUUGCGAAGUCCCGAGCAUUCGUAGUCUGGCGGAGAUAAAUGAAGUUAAGAGGAAUCAAACAAAGAAAUCUUUAUGGAAUCCGAUAAACGAUGUGCGUGAUCCGAAAAACGAUUUAUCAAACAAAGAUGAUACGCUUACCAAAAGCCAAGACGACCCCCUAGCGAGCCUCAACCGACUGUCGCAAAAUGUCGACUAUCCAGCAAACUUUCACAAAGAACUACCGCGCGCGCAUUCGACACCAAAACGGUCGCUCAUAUCAAGUGAUGAAAAAUUAGCCGAGGAUAAUCAAUCCCCAAACAGCAGACGAUCUUUAGCUACAGGAAACCAGCAACCAACAUCAGGAACCGAGGAAGAAAAGAAAACACUUUGGCCUGCAUGGGUUUAUUGUACUCGGUAUUCUGACCGACCGUCCGCAGGCCCAAGAACCCGUAGAGUAAAGCGGAAAUGCAAAAGCAAGGACACGGGUGCUGAGUCAUUGGAUAAACGAGCAAGAACCGCAUUCUCCCCGGAACAGCUUGAUUAUUUACAGGUGGAAUUUGAGAAAAGUCAGUAUUUGACCGAAGACAGGAGAGUACGAGUGUCGGAAAAACUUGGUUUAUCAGUCUCGCAAAUAAAAGUUUGGUUUCAAAAUAAGAGAGCAAAAGUAAAGAAGACAAGCGGAGUCAAGAACGAGCUUGCAAUGCAGCUGAUUGCACAAGGAUUGUACAACCAUAGGACGCAAAAGCAGGAUGAAUAGUUGGAAAAAAACAACUUUUCGUAUUUUUAUGUCACUCUAAUUGGAAAAAUAUCGAUCAAAACGUAAAUACAACAAUUUUGUUCUGAGUAUUAUUUCAUUUCAUUGCACCAUGGUAUAAGACUUGUUUAUUACGCAUUAUAAGGUGAAAAAAAUACAUCGAAUUUGAAUUUGUAA
Ciona intestinalis (vase tunicate) is the source of this 1233-nucleotide messenger RNA. The record is from RefSeq. Lineage: Eukaryota; Metazoa; Chordata; Ascidiacea; Phlebobranchia; Cionidae.